AUGGCGGUAUUUAAUCUGAACCAGGUUGAUAUCUUCAUCUCACUCGUUUUGAUGACGUCAUGCUGCACGACAUCCCAUGACAUGGAUCUGAAUUCUACCUCAGAUAUCGACACGAUGACGACGUCACUCUCGUACUUCAAUGAAACCGUGGUUGAAAUCGACGUCGAGAUAGAAGCUACAGCAGCCUUCACCUGGUACCCACUGAAUUGGACUUGGUGGUUGAUUAUACAAACUGUCCUUGCCAUUCUUGGGAUCCUAGGGAACGGCAUUGUGGUGGUUAUCGUCUACCAACGAUACAAUUCGAUGCGAUCUACCGACAUCAUGAUCGGUGCCCUCGCCAUCAGCGACCUCCUGACAUCCGUCUUCGUGUUCCCGAUUCCCUGGGCGAAGACUAUCCCAAACACGAUCCUUGGGCACCUUUAUUGUAAGCUUGUGUACCCUUCGUAUUUCCUCUGGUUCUGUAUCACCGCAGCCACUUACAUCCUGUUAGGAAUCUGCAUCGAGCGUUACGUGGCCAUCGUCUAUCCUCUCUUCUUCAACCGAGUCAGCAGUAAACGGAGGACCACCAUCUUUGUCCUGGGUCUGUGGCUCUUAAGCUUCCUCGAGGUCAUGUACACAUUCUUCAUCUAUAUCUACGACGAAAACAUCGGAUACUGCGUCUCAACCAUCAAGACCGACAUAGGUCGCGUUAUCUUAGCGUACUUCGCCAUCACGAUCCGACUGUUCUUACCCGUGGCGAUCAUGCUGAUCACACAGAUCCUAAUAGCUCGGUCGCUUCACAUCCAGGGCAAACGCUUCCAGGAAAUGGUCAACAACGGAAAGGGUGAGCCAUCGAAGCAGACCUACCACAUCGUCGCUCGAAACCGUAUCGUCAAGAUGAUGUUGAUAGUUGUGCUGGUGUACGUGGUGACUUGGUGCCCCAACCAAAUCGUCUACCUCUGCUUCAACCUGGGUUACAUCACCCCGACCUACAGAGGAAGUGCCCUGCAUCGGAUUCUGACCAUGAUAGGGUUCCUGAACUCCUGCAUCAAUCCUUUCAUUUAUGCUGCAAGAAACCCUGCCUUCAGGUCGGCCGUACUGAAACUCUUCCUGUGCUCGAAACCACAGGACAAAGCCGUCUUUAGUGCAAUAGGAAGCGACACGAGGGAAACCAGAGCCAAUCCCUCUACGUCAGUACCAGACGCAUAA
Messenger RNA from Lytechinus pictus (painted urchin), 1188 nucleotides. Its product is annotated as allatostatin-A receptor-like. The transcript has a single exon. The record is from RefSeq and is a predicted model, not a curated record. Lineage: Eukaryota; Metazoa; Echinodermata; Echinoidea; Temnopleuroida; Toxopneustidae. Bases 1 to 1188 code for a protein of 395 amino acids. Gene Ontology annotation, molecular function: G protein-coupled receptor activity. Gene Ontology annotation, biological process: G protein-coupled receptor signaling pathway. Gene Ontology annotation, cellular component: membrane.